Symbiodinium sp. CCMP2592 is the source of this 2868-nucleotide messenger RNA. The record is from the annotation of a GenBank genome assembly. NCBI's taxonomy places the organism in Eukaryota, Dinophyceae, Suessiales, Symbiodiniaceae.
AUGAGAUUCGCCCACCCGAAGAGCUCGUUGCCCACAGACUGGAUCGAACACGAGGGCUUCUCCGUCCUCGACAGUGUGCUGGAAUCCCUCCGAUAUGUGGUGGUGAACCAGGUUCCUGCCCCCCGAGUUUUCGAAGUCGCAGUGGACAAUGCGGCUUCGGGGAAAUUGCCGGAGAUGGAUCGCAAAGUUAUAGCCGGCCUUCUGAAGAAAGGCUGUGCAAAAGUACGCCGGCUGCGAGCAAAGACAGAGAUGGAUGGUUGGCUGCAGAAGAAAAAGAAGCCUAAGACGGGCCGCAAUAAGGUUGGCGAAGAGAUCGAUGCUAUGCUUGACGAGAUUGAUAAUGAAGCUCCGCCUGACUGGGAUGAGAUUGAAGAGAACAAAAAGCUGGAGGAGCAGUUUGGUGACUUGAGCCGUUUUACGGCUGAGGAGGUUGAGGACCUGAUGGGAUGCUUGAGUUCUCCAGAGAUGAUUGAUGAGCCGCAGUCUAGCGAUCCUGCAGAUCGUGAGCCCGAGGCGGGCGAUGGAGAUCGUGAGCCCAAGGCGGGCGAUGGAGAUCGUGGGCCCAAUGCGGGCGCUGCCCAGCAGAAGUACGCAGAGGCUCAUUUGAAGAUCUUUGGGUCCGAUGCCAUCACGUUGGAUGAUAGUUCCAGUGAAACCGAUCUGGCUACGAUGGAAGCUUUAGUGGAGCAGAGAAAUUUUGUGCAUCCAGAUGCCGUUGCCGCCGAAAAGGAGGAGCAAGGAUUGGAUACUUCCAAGGGCAAUGCCAAGAAAAGGGCCAGCGGGGACACGAUUCCGGCUGAUGAGGAGGAUAAGAAGAAGAAAAAAGGAAAGAAGGCUCCGGAGGAGCCCAACAAGACUUUCGCCGGUCGCCCGCCGCCGACAACCACGCCGCAUUUGUCCGGAAAAGUCGCGAUGGCGAAAGACAAAGCCGAGCGAAAGUUCCUGGCAUAUGUGUCCGAGCAGGGCCUCAGCACGAUGACUGAUCAGACAGAAAUUGAAAUCUUCUGUCACGAUAUGGCAGUGGCAUUUCUGCUGCACGAGGUGCCCCGCAAUGGCUCUGGCUUCGAGCUGAUGCUCAUCGACAAAGGAGGCAGCCUGCAGUGCUUUAUCGAAGCCGAGGGAGAGGUCACCUUCGACCGGGCUGAGCUUCGAGCUGCAAAGGUGGAGAUAAUGGAGGCUACUGCAGAGGACUCGCAAGCCACACAGCCCUGGGAUGGAACACCGGCACCCGCUGCCAACGACUUCGACGAUGACGACUUGGAAAAGGAGUUGGAAAGGCUUAUGAGCGAAGAGGACGCCGCAACUUCCGCCCAGGCUUCUGAGCCUGAAAGCAAUAGCAAGAUGCAGGCACUUGAACAAGAACAGGCUACGCUGAAACAACUAUACGAAGAAGCUGUGGCCCGCAUUGCUAAGCAGAAGCUAGAGGCCACUACGCAUGGCACAGCAGCAGCAGAAGAAGAAGCCGAGAAGAAAAGAAAAGCAGCAGCAGCAGCACAGGAAGCCGAGGAGAAAAGACAAGAAGCAGCAGCAGCAGCAGCAGAAGCCGAGAAGAAAAGACAAGAAGCAGCAGCAGCAGAAGCCGAGAAGAAAAGACAAGAAGCAACAGAAGCAGAAGCCGAGAGGAAAAGACAGGCAGCAGCAGACGAAGCCGAAAAGAAAAGGCAGGAAGCAGCAGCAGCAGAAGCCGAAAAGAAAAGACAGGAAGCAGCAGCAGCAGAAGCCGAGAGGAAAAGGCUCGAAGCAGCACUAGCCGCAGAGAUAGAAGCAGCUGAUGCCCAGAAGAAACGCCGAGAGGAAGCACUUGCAGCAGAAGCAGCUAAGAAAGCACAAGAGGCAGCAGCAGCAGAAGCAGCAGACACCGAAAAGAAACGGCAAGCAGCUGUUGAGGAUGAAAUCCGAAGAAUGAGGCAACGGAUCCAGGAGCUGACGGGGGAGACGCCACCGACAAUCGGCACGAGCAACUUCAAACGUGCACACAGCCCCACACGAGCAGCACCGAGCCGGAGCUUGGAUCUAUCGCCACUUUCGAAACAACUCAAACAGGAACACGAGGAGGAGGAAAGGCUCAAAAGGGAGGUUGCAAAUGCUACGAAGAAGGCGAAGUUGGAUGAAAUCCAAAGGAAGAAUGAGGCCAUGCGACAAAAGCUCUUGGCCUUGGGCAGCAGUGCUUCGACAAACUCCCCGCCCGCAGCAACUCCGAACCCCAGUGCUUCGCCGGCCCCGGCCGCAACAAAUGCGAACCCCGCUCCUUCGCCGACCCCGGCCGCAACACCUGCUUCGCCGAUCCCACCCCCGCCUCAGGGCCCACCCCCACCUCAGGGCACUGCGGCCCCUCCGACAACGAUCCCAGCAGCUGCUCCUCCCGAGACUUCGACGAGUGAACCGACUGCUGCUGAUGAAGCGAACACAGUGGCACGAAAAGAAGCGGCCGCAGCGAUCCAGACGGAUAUGAUCAAGGAGUACAUGGCGAGUGGACAGGACGUGAACAAGGUCACGGUGGGGAUCAUUUUGAAGGAUAUGAUGGUUGAGCAAGAAAAAAAGACAAAGCAGUCUUUGACGAGAGAACAGGUGUUCACGCACUACGCCCCCAACGAACAGAAAGCGAAGGAUGCCAUUGACUUUGCUGUCCAGCAAGGCUGCCGGGACGAUCCGAACUUCCCUGCUGGUUCGGGGAACCUGCUGUACAAUAUCUUCACAGAGUUUUCCGAGACUGAGCUCUUCGAAAAACGUCGCGAGAUCGAGGCAAGCAUCAAACCACUUGCCUCCGACAACAGACCGGAAGCCAAAAAGCUGUUCUCAGAACUGCGACUUAGUGGCAAUUCGUUGGCUUCGCUUCGUUCUGGUUCUCUUUCUUCGAAAAACCCUUAA